Molecule: messenger RNA, 457 nt
Organism: Fopius arisanus
Lineage: Eukaryota; Metazoa; Arthropoda; Insecta; Hymenoptera; Braconidae
Exons: 2
Molecular function (GO): S-adenosylmethionine-dependent methyltransferase activity
Source: RefSeq, a predicted model, not a curated record
GCAGGUGCUGAUAUAUCCGCAGAUAUGGUUGAAUAUGGACAACAGCAUUAUGGAGUUGAGGGUAAACUGUCCUUCGUUCAAUUAGAUAUGCAAACGCCUAAACUACCCGAAAGCUUGAUUGGACAAUUUGAUAAUGUCGUGUCGUUCUAUGCCCUUCACUGGUGCCGGAAUACACGGCAAGCAUUGACGAACAUUUACAAACUUCUUCGGCCGGGGGGUAAGGCCAUUUUUAUGACGAUUACCCAUCACGUGAUAUAUGAUGUAUAUCUGGAGCAGGAGAAAGAUCCAAGAUUUUCACCGUACAUGCAGAAUUCAAUAGAGUGGACACCUCCCCACCAAGGUUGUCCGGAUGCCGAAGAAAAGAUAAGGGACGACUUGAUUGCAACUAAAUUUAAAAUACAGUACUGCGCUAACAAGUCAGAAAAAUUCACGUAUCCCACUUUCGAUACUCUCGUUG